Molecule: messenger RNA, 1008 nt
Organism: Solanum verrucosum
Lineage: Eukaryota; Viridiplantae; Streptophyta; Magnoliopsida; Solanales; Solanaceae
Product: CRIB domain-containing protein RIC8-like
Exons: 5
Coding region: 242-922 (226 amino acids)
Source: RefSeq, a predicted model, not a curated record
AAGGAUUGCUUUAACAUCGUUUUGCUUUUAUCAUACUUAGAAAGGAUUCGAACCCAAAUAUUUUUUUUCUCAAGGGUUUGAGUCCAUUUCUUGAAUUUUUAUCUGCAUUUUGAGUAUCUUUUUCCCUAAUACACAUCGCAAAUUUGCUGAAUUUCUUCAAUCCUACUGAAGAAGAUUGGAGAAACAAAUGCACGAUUUUGAGUAAAAGAAAACAUCUUCUUUAGUAGCAUUUAGAAGAAGAAUGGCCGCAAAGGUGAAAGGCUUUUUAAAGGCCUUGGGUAUUUCUCAGAUGUUUGAGGAAAAAGAACCAGAAAUGCAGAUUGGACUUCCUACUGAUGUAAAACAUGUCGCCCAUAUUGGAUGGGAUGGACCAUCCAUUGAAUCUCCCAGCUGGAUGAAAGAAUUUAAAGAACCAGGGAAAUUUCAUACAGCCCCUUUGGGUCCUCCACUUGAUGCUAAUGAUCAUCCAGAUAAUAGAUCAUGUGCUUCUGAAGAUGCAGAUGCGAACCAAAAGUACAAGAAUGCAAAUUCUUCAUUACCCGACGAUCAACCAGAAGUGACAAAGACAUCAAGGCGUCAUUCGUCAUCAGAAAAUGGGAGUGGGGGUAGUAGUUCUCCAAAGAAAGCCAGGAGCACUAGGCGACAUAAAGAGUCGUCUGAUGGUACAAAAACAAGUCGACAUAGCCGGCCUGGAUCAGGUGGUGGCUCUGAUUCUCCAGCAAGGGACCUUCCGGACAUACCUAAAAAGACAAGAAGGAAGAAAUCCAAGGAGGAUGGUGGAGUGAGCUCCGGGAGCUCAUCCCGGACCUCUAAAUCAAAAGGCAUAUCAUCCUCUAGUACAACACCAAUGGAUCCUGGACAAGACACAGAAUAUGACAAUUCCAUUUUAAGUUCAAGAAACAAUGAGAUAGAUAAAGAGUAGUGAGCAAAACAACAACUUAACAUGGACUCAAAAUCAGUCAAUUUUUUUGUGUAGUCAAGUAAAAAAAAUGGGCACCUGUUUUGAUA